AUGACCUAUCGUGCUUCGAGUCUACCUGCAGGUCGCUUCAUGUUGGUGCCGCCCUCUGCCGUUGUUUCUGCUUCCUCGUCGAGCCAAUCUGGUGAACAUGUAGCUGGUAGUGGGCAAUUUGGGGUCGGCGAUCGUGAGGGUCACGUGUCGCAAGCAGGCAAAUCUCGCGCAGGACAGAUUGGAGCCUCUCGACAUACUCAAAGCUCUGUAUCAGUGAUGUCUCAUGCACAAUCCAACAGCCCAGCAAUGUCCCCAAUUAUGCCAAGAACUGAAGGGGCUCAUGGUACUGCAGCUCCCGUCAUUGCCUCUUCUGCUUCCACUUCCUUAGCAGCUAAUACGUCGGCUCCCAUUGACACGGCUUUAAGUGGAACGGUUGCAGCAGACACUAGCCAGCCACCAAGCCUCCGAUUCUCCUGGCCGAAAGACGUCUCAGGAUUAACAUUCUGGCCAAGUGAAGGACACCUUCACAAUGGUCAAUCUAAACUGAUUACCGUAACCUUUUGCCCAAGCAAAUCCGAUAGAUUUGCUGCCAAUUUGGCGCCAGGAACUGUGGAGGCUGGGGGAGAUGGUCGGCGUCGACUACCAACACAGACAGUCUCACAACAACCGAUCCCAGAGAAAGGAUCGGGAGCUUCAGUUCCAGUUAGAUUCAACCGGCGGCGAAUAAUCUGUCGACUGACUCGGAUAUAUGUGCAUAUUCCAAGUGAUAGUCAGGGGGUAGGUAUCUCGAUUAACCUUUAG
Protopolystoma xenopodis is the source of this 741-nucleotide messenger RNA. The record is from the annotation of a GenBank genome assembly. NCBI's taxonomy places the organism in Eukaryota, Metazoa, Platyhelminthes, Monogenea, Polystomatidea, Polystomatidae.